Mucor mucedo is the source of this 678-nucleotide messenger RNA. RefSeq lists its product as uncharacterized. Bases 1 to 678 code for a protein of 225 amino acids. The record is from RefSeq and is a predicted model, not a curated record. Lineage: Eukaryota; Fungi; Mucoromycota; Mucoromycetes; Mucorales; Mucoraceae. The transcript has 3 exons.
AUGAAGCUUAUAUCCCUAUCCGUAAUUGCGACAUAUGCUGCUGUUGUCUCUGCCGUUCCUGGGGGCCGAUUCAACUCUUUAGAGAAAAGGGGAACCACCACAGAAACUAUAAGUAAUUUACGUUUGGUACACGUUGUCGAGGAAAAGAGCUUUACAACGACAAGUACAACCACUGUCACUGAUGUAAACACCAAAACACAAACAGAUUAUAGCACAGAGUAUCUUCAUCACCUCACCUCUAGUCGUAGCCUACUUGAUCCUUGGCCUCUUAUUGCUAGUGCAUCUAAACCUGUCCCUAGUUUAAGUGUUAGUCAUCCAAGUAUCACAAUUACUCCCAAAGCCAGCUCGACCUUCCCUUGGCCAGCCGUUGACUUUACAGACAGUUCCAGAGGACAUGGUUCAAGCCCUCCUUGGCCAGUUGUCACCGACAUCACAAAAUCCGCUAACGAAGAUUUCAGCGUAUCUUGGCCAUCCGGUGACUACACCGAUGUCACUCGAUCCAGAGGAAAUGGCUCUCCUUGGCCAGGCGUUGAAAUUACUCAUAUUACCAGAUCCAGAGCUUAUUCUACAGAUGUCGAAUACAUUGAUAUAACUCGUUCAAGAGGUGUAAAUCCUGAGCCUGUUGCCACCAUGUAUGAAGCCUUGAACGAUGAUAGCGAGUAUGAGCAAAUCUGGUGA